Procambarus clarkii (red swamp crayfish) is the source of this 836-nucleotide messenger RNA. Its product is annotated as pupal cuticle protein Edg-91-like. NCBI's taxonomy places the organism in Eukaryota, Metazoa, Arthropoda, Malacostraca, Decapoda, Cambaridae. The record is from RefSeq and is a predicted model, not a curated record.
AGCCGACAGUCACCCCACAGUCAUGACGUCCCUGGUGAUUGUUGCCGCCCUGGCCACCUCCUGCUUUGUGGCCACAAGCGCUGAGCCUUCCCCAGUUGCUAAGCCUUCCCCAGUUGCUGAGCCUGGCUACUUAGGGGGAUUCGGUCGUGGUUUCGGAGGCUUUGGGGGAGGAUACGGCGGCUUCGGUGGAGGUUAUGGAGGCUACGGAGGCUUCUAUCGUGGAAAGAGGAGCGCUGAGCCUGUUGCUGAGCCUGAAGCUGAGCCCGGUUACCUAGGAGGCUUCAGAGGCUUUGGAGGAGGAUAUGGAGGCUAUGGUGGAGGUUAUGGAGGCUAUGGUGGAGGUUAUGGAGGAUACGGAGGCUUCUAUCGUGGAAAGAGGAGCGCUGAGCCUGUUGCUGAGCCUGAAGCUGAGCCUGGUUACCGAGGCGGCUUCAGAGGCUUUGGAGGCUUCGGUGGAGGAUAUGGAGGCUAUGGUGGAGGUUAUGGAGGAUACGGAGGCUUCUAUCGUGGAAAAAGGAGCGCUGAGCCUGUUGCUGAGCCUGAAGCUGAGCCUGGUUACCUAGGCGGCUUCAGAGGCUUUGGAGGCUUCGGGGGAGGAUAUGGAGGCUAUGGUGGAGGUUAUGGAGGAUACGGAGGCUUCUAUCGUGGAAAGAGGAGCGCUGAGCCUGGUUACCUAGGCGGAAUUGGAGGCUUUGGCAGAGGUUUUGGAGGGGGCUAUGGAGGCUACGGAGGCUAUGGGGGCUAUGGAUACUAUGGCUGAACAUCAGCAACUGUCUGCUGACUUAUUAUGAUUGAGAUUUAAAAUGUAAAAUAUAUAAAUUAAAAGACGACAAAUU